CACGUAGCACAUCCCGCAGCCUCAGCUGAGCUCAGAGUCUCAAACUCCUCCUCGACCCCUCAAAACGUCGAACACCUCCUGCCUCCUCCCAUGAGAGGAGAAUCCUUUCCUCUCCAGUCUCCAUGGCCUCCUCCCUGCUGCCCCCACCCACCUUCGCCAACAAGCACCGUUCACUCCUCGCCACCGCCAAGCACCCAGCCCCCAGGCUGACCAGGUGCGGCGCCGGAGGAGGAGCCGUCCCGGACGAACUCCUCGGCGCGCUGCACCUGGGACGGCAAUCCGACACGGUGGUCGCCACGGUGGGAGUCAGUGAAGACACGAGCGCCGAUGGCUGGAUUGAUCUUCUCGACGAGAUCAAGGGCGCGCUGCAAGCGGACGCGCCCGACCCGGCGGCCACCGCGAGCGACGCGCCGGUUGUCCCGGACGUGCUCCUGAGCUCGCCUCCGGCUAGCGUCGACGCGGCCAAUGCCGCUGCCGGCAUGGCCGUCGCCGUCCCGGACGAGGCCCUGACGAGCGCCGCGGACACAUCCAGGUUCAUCCCGGAGGAGCUCCUGGGCGCGCUGCACAUGGACGCGUCGAGCCCGCCGGUGCGCGCCGCGACGGGCGCGCUGGCGAGGCUGGACGCGCUGGCGGCCUCGCUGACGGAGCCCGAGCGGUGGGCGGCGGCGGGGCUCCUGGCGGUGGUGUGGCUGUACCUGACGGCGCGGCCCGGGGUGCUGAGCGGCGCCGUGGACGCGUACCUGCUGGCGCCGCUGCAGCUGGCGCUCGACAGCGCGCUGGGGCGUCGGAGCCUCAAGAUGAGCGACUUCGUGGUCGGGGAGCGCAUCGGGGAGGGGUCCUUCGGGGUGGUGUACUCCGGCGCCGUGGUGCCCAAGGGCGGCGCCGCCGUGGAGGAGAGGAGAGGCAAGGCCAAGACCAAGCUCCAGCUCGACGACAGGUACAAGGAGAAGGUCAUACUCAAGAAGAUAAAAGUGGGGACGGCUGGAGCCAAGGAGUGCGGCGACUACGAGGAGUGGUUCAACUACCGUGUGGCCAGGGCGGCGCCGGAGUCUUGCGCGGAUUUCAUGGGGAGCUUCGUCGCCGACAAGACCAAGUCGGAGUUCGUGAAGGGCGGCAAAUGGCUCGUCUGGAAAUUUGAGGGAGACCGGACGCUGGGCAAUUACGUGACCGACAAGAGCUUCCCGUCUAACCUGGAGCCGCUGAUGUUCGGGCGCGCGCUCCGUGGCGCCGACUCGCUCACCCGGGGCGCGCUCGUCGUGAAACAGGUGAUGCGGCAGCUGAUCACCUCGCUCCGCCGCAUCCACGACACCGGCAUCGUCCACCGCGACAUCAAGCCGUCGAACCUCGUCGUGACCCGGCGCGGGCAGGUGAAGCUCAUCGACUUCGGCGCCGCCACGGACCUCCGCAUCGGCAAGAACUACACGCCCGACCGCACCCUCCUGGACCCGGACUACUGCCCGCCCGAGCUCUACGUGCUCCCGGAGGAGACCCCGCAGCCCCCCGCUGAGCCGAUCGCCGCCAUCCUCUCCCCAAUCCUCUGGCAGCUCAACAGCCCCGACCUCUUCGACAUGUACUCGGCCGGUGUCGUGCUCAUGCAGAUGGCUAUCCCCACGCUCAGGUCGCCCUCGGGGCUCAAGAACUUCAACUCCGAGCUCAAGGCCGCCGGGUACGACCUCAACCGGUGGCGGGAGAUCACGCGCCGGAGACCCGACCUGCAGAUCCUGGACCUCGACUCUGGCAGGGGCUGGGACCUGGCCACCAAGCUCAUCGCGCAGCGCGGCCAGGGCAGGCUCUCCGCCGCCGCCGCGCUCCGGCACCCGUAUUUCCUGCUCGGUGGAGACCGGGCCGCGGCCGUCCUGUCAAAGCUGCAGCUGAGCAAAUAAUACUACUAGGAUUACAUGGGAUUGGCUACAUUGGACAAUUUGAGAUCCUGCAUAUAUUUACAUAGAAUGCAAAAAUUAUGUCCUGACAUGAGAUGCUAGAUCCGCCACCAAUGGCAUUGCCAUUUUUGUUGUACAGUCAGUCAUGAUCAUUCACGGGAGGGAAGAGAAGGCAUCUGGUUCUGGUGUCGAUCAGUACAUUGCCUUCUUGUACGAGUUCAUUGAACAGUGUGGUGCAGAGUUACACAUACUGGCUAACUGAAUUUACUGCUGAA
Molecule: messenger RNA, 2155 nt
Organism: Brachypodium distachyon (stiff brome)
Lineage: Eukaryota; Viridiplantae; Streptophyta; Magnoliopsida; Poales; Poaceae
Product: serine/threonine-protein kinase STN8, chloroplastic
Exons: 3
Coding region: 123-1883 (586 amino acids)
Biological process (GO): protein phosphorylation
Molecular function (GO): ATP binding; protein kinase activity
Source: RefSeq, a predicted model, not a curated record